Molecule: messenger RNA, 1665 nt
Organism: Nicrophorus vespilloides
Lineage: Eukaryota; Metazoa; Arthropoda; Insecta; Coleoptera; Silphidae
Exons: 7
Coding region: 151-1569 (472 amino acids)
Source: RefSeq, a predicted model, not a curated record
GGAACGUGGUUGACAAUACUUUCAUUAUUUUUAUUCUGUGUGAAGAUUUUUUGUGGAUAUUGGUUUUUGUCCUAAACAAAAGCAAAAAUUUCACGAUAGAAGAGCAUUAUUUAGCUUCAAUUCCAUAGUAGAUCAUUUGUUGACUUCAAUAUGUAUCAAGGAGGUUUCUUUUCAUCCGCUUUCAACGUAGGAGCCGUAGGGCAGAGGCGUCAGAAUAAUGCUGCAAAAAAGAAACAAGGAAAUCAGAAGCCAAAUCCCCAGAAGCAGAUGAAGAAGAAACAGAAGCAAAAGCAAUACUUGGCUAAUAAACAAGUAAAAAUUCAAUUGAUGAGCCAGGCGCAACCAGUUAUACAGGGCGGUCAAAUUAAUCUUGCCGCAGCAGCGAAGAACUUCAUGAACCAGCAGCUUUUAAUGGUUGCCAAUCAGCAUAUACCUCCAAACAAGAUGACUUCACCCGUAGCAACAAUUCCAACACCCGUAAUAAAUAUAGCUCCAGCCCCUAUUCUACCUGUAACCUCUGGAAGUGUCCCUAAAACCAAUACUAGUCAAUUGCCAGCAAAUGUUAAACAACUUAUAGCAAAUGUUACGCAACCUACAGUGAAAGCGGCACAACCAACGAUAAAUGAUUCAAAACCAAUCUCAAUUUCCUCACAAUCUACAAACAUAAAGAAGCAUACAGCAGUAGCCACGCCUUCAGUUGCUCCGCCUACCAUCACAAAGGCGGAAGUACCAAUGGAAACGGAUAGUUCCAAUAAACUUAAAUCGGAAACAGGCGAUAGUUCGGAGGCAGCAAAUCGCGCGAAGCCAAAAUGGAUGAAAAAAUCAAAAUUGUCGAGGGUACAAAAAUUGAAAGCGACGAAUAUGAAUUUGAAGAGGAUCCUGCAGCCGAAAAACGCAGUCGUUGUGUUGAAUGAAAUGCUUGCGGAUUCCUCCAACUUGUCUAUGACUUUCACAACGGCAACACCAGAUUGUGCCAAGGCCACAAUAACUGUUGAUAAUAAUGUGUUUGAAGGUGUCGGUCAUAGUAAAGUGGCAGCACGAAAUGCCGCAGCGGAAGCUGCACUGAAGCACAUUAUCCUUAAGAAACUUUCUAAAGUUUUUAACAAAGCGCCGGAGACGGAGUCUGCUGAUGCUUCUAUGACGGAGAGCGAGGGUGGCGAGAAGAAGGUUGAAGAGGAUGGCGAGAUCUCGCUAGGACAUGUCGCAUGCUUUGCGAUGUUUAAAUUGUUCGAUGCCUGGUCAAAUGAUAACACUGCAACGCCCAGUGAGAAAAAUGCUGCUUUGGAACUGGUCACUACUCCGCCUCCUGAUAAAAUGAUUGGUGCUAAGAAGCUUCCAGAGAACCCGUCGAUGUUGCAUCCAUGUAUGUUGCUGCAUCAGAUGCAUCCAAAUGUGGUUUAUGAUCUGGUCUGUGUUACUGGCACAAGUCCGAAACUUUGCUUCACGAUGAAAUGUUCUGUAAAUGAAAAAUUUUACAUAGGAAAUGGACCCAACAAAAAGUCAGCCAAGAAGGAUGCAGCAACAACGGCUUGCAAAGAUCUGUUCAACGUUGUUUAUGAAAAUGAAUAAGAUUGAUAUUUUGGUGCACAAAUUCACUUUAGGAGAUUAUUUUUGUUUUCAUUAAUUAGAACACAAUCAUUUGAAGCGGUACUUUUAUUUAUAGAA